AAAACUAACUUCGGUCAUAUUGACUGUAACUAUCAGGACCCUCGUGAAAGGAAAAAAAAAAACCAAAAAACAAUUUUCAUGGAAAAAAGUAGGUACUGAUUGGGGCUGGCCCUCCACAUAGAAAUUUCUUAGCAAAAUAUAUUUGCCUUCAUAGUUCAUACACUCGUUUUUGAGUCUGUCCAAACCGCGUCCAUAAGCUCUAAACAACUAGCAAUUAUAAUAAUAAUAAUAAGAGACUGAAAUUUCUCUGUAAGACUCAUGGGAGAAGAAAAUCUUGACUUGCUCAAGUCGUCUCCUUCCGUUCACGACAAUGGCAGUAUUAUAGACUGGCAACUGUUACUACAACCAAGGUUUCAAUUCUAAGAUACAAACCAAACAACAUUUCAAGCUCUCUCGCUUUGGACAGGUUUGUGGAGGUUUAUAUCCAAGUUGCUGGGUGCAUGAAUUUAGUUUAUAAUGGCUUUGGAGCUCAUACCUAUAGGGACCAUCUUGGCCGUGCUGACAAACCAGGUCAUCAAAACAGCUCUUGCUGCAAAGGAUGUUCUUUUUGAGAAGGAGAGUUUCAAGGUUCUGUCAAAGCAUUUGUUUGAUAUUGAACCAGUCUUAAAGGAACUGCAGCUUCAAGAAUUAAAUGAUUCUCAAGCUGCAAGGCUUGCUCUGGAGUCUCUUGAAGCAGAUGUUAAAAAGGCAAAUAAUUUGGUUGAGAAGUACAAAAGUCGAGCCCCCUUCUACUUACUGGUCAAGUGCAGACACAUUGUCAAGGAGGUACAAGAAGUCACAAGGGACAUUGGAAAGUCUUUGGCUGCAUUAUCCCUUGCAAAUACUGAAGUCCUAUCAAGGAUAUCUGAUCAGGUGGAUCGGUUACAGAAUGAGAUGCAAAGAGUUGAAUUUGAGACUUCACAUUCUCAGCUCCAAAUUGUUGACAAGUUAGACCAAGGUCUUAGGGACCAGAAACUAGAUCAGGGUUUCGCAAAUGACAUGCUUGAAGAAAUAGCAAGGGCAGUUGGGGUGCCUGUUGAGCCCUCUCAGAUAAGCAAAGAGCUAGCCAGCUUCAGAAGGGAAAAAGAAGAAGCUGCCAACAGGAAAGAAAGAGCUGAAGUACUCUUCUUGGAGCAGAUUAUUGAGCUGCUCUCUCGGGCUGAUGCUGCAAGGGAUUAUGAAGAAGUCAAAAGGCAGUAUCUCCAAAGGUUUCAGGUUAUAGAGCGAUAUGAUGAGAGGGAAGAGAAUAUCCGACCACUUAAUUCUUUUUAUUGUCGAAUAAGUGAAACUUUGAUGGUUGAUCCCGUUAGCCUUUGCACUGGAACUACAUGUGAGCGAGCUGCCAUUGAGGCUUUGUUAGACAGUGGGGAGAGAACUGACCCAGAAACAGGUGAGGUUCUUGAAGACACCACUCUAAGGUCUAACCUUCCACUUAGACAAUCAAUAGAGGAGUGGCGAGAACUUAAUUACUGCCUGAAGAUACGUUGUUCCAAGGCAAAGUUAUUAUCAGGUAUGGACUCGUCUGUGGAAGAGGCCCUGAGCCAAAUGCAGGAUCUUAUGAAGGAGAGUUCUAUUAACAAGGACUGGAUUUCUGUUGGAGGGCUUACUGAUAUUAUAAUCUCCAUACUUGGAAGCUCACGCAACAGAGAUGUGAAGAGAAAGAUUUUAAUUACCCUGAAGGAUGUUGUAGAAGGGCAUGCAAGAAAUAAGGAAAAAGUGUUUGAAUCCCAGGGAUGGGAUCGCAUUAUUCCUUGCCUGGGGCGUGACUCAAGCAUCUCAAAGGCCGCGGUUGAAUUACUAUAUGAGUUGCUGCAAGAGAGAUCUGGAUGGAAUGUGCCUGUUUGCAGGAAACUCUCUCAGCAAUGCAGUGCGAUUCUUUUUCUUGUUACCCUGCUAAAGGGUCCCGUUAGGGAGUCAGCAGAGAUUGCAGAAAGAAUCUUGACGAACCUAUUUGAGAUAAAUGAGGAAACCAUUUCUUGUGCUGCUAAGGCCGGCUGGUAUAAACCACUUAUUGAUCGCAUAGUUCAAGGGCCAGAGUCUUCAAAGAUACCAAUGGUGAGAACAAUUGUUAAUACAGAAUUAGUUGAUCUGAAUUUGAAGCUCCUUGGCGAGGAAGGGGUUAUACCUCCUUUGCUUGAUAUGGCAUCCAGAAGCUUUGAAUCAAAAGAGUUAGCCUUAUCAGCCCUGGUUAAAUUAUCAGGUUGCCAUGCCAAUAAAGAGUUAAUUGCUGCUGCCGGUGGGGUUCCACUUGUUCUGAAACUAAUGUUCUCUCCCAAUGUGCGCUCAAUUAUUGUUGUGAAAUGCUCUGAAAUACUUGAGAAACUUUGUUCUGAGGAUGAUGGAAUUAAAUUUUUCGUUGAUGAAAAAGGGACCCAACUUGAGUUAGAAUCAAUCAUCACCAAUUUGUUAGCUUUGCAACAGAAGCCUAACUCAGCCCACAAUGUCCGGAGGCCUGCCUUGAAUGCACUUCUUGGAAUUUGCAGGUUUGAAGCAGGGUUGGUUAAGAAGGCAGUUCUCACUGCCAAUGGUGUAUCUCUAGUGCUUCCACUGCUUGAUGACUCUGACUCUGAAAUUCGGGAGAUUGCUAUCAAUUUGCUCUUCCUCUUCUCACAGCAAGAGCCAGAAGGAGUUGUGGAAUACCUUCUCAAGCCAAGAAGGCUGGAGGCCUUAGUGGGGUUUCUUGAGAAUGAUGAUAAGGGUGAUGUACAGAUGGCUGCUGCAGGUCUAUUAGCCAACCUACCAAAAUCAGAAAGAUCACUCACCAUGAAGUUAAUCGAAUUGGAUGGAAUUGAUGCAAUCUUAAACAUUUUAAAAACUGGAACCAAGGAAGCAAAAGAAAAUGCUCUAAAUGCACUCUUCAGGUUUUCAGAUCCCACAAAUCUUGAGUCACAGCGUAUAUUGGUUGAACGAGGAGUGUACCCUAUGCUUGUAAACUUUCUCAAGGCUGGUUCAGAAACAGCUAAGGCAUUAGCAGCAGCACUCAUUGGCAAUCUUUCCACUAGCAGUCCAAAGCUCACUGUUGUAACCAAACCAACUAGUUGCUGGUGCUUCCAACCAUCACGCCAUCCUUUAUGCCCAGCACAUGGUGGUAUUUGCAGUGUGACAGCUUCAUUCUGUCUGUUGGAAGCAAAUGCUUUACCUGACUUGGUAAGGCUCUUACAUGGAGGGGUGCAUGAAACUGCUUAUGAAGCAAUUCGGACUCUUUUUACUCUAGUUAUGGAAGGCUCUCCUCAGAGAGGGGCCGCUGUCUUGCAUGAAAAUGAUGCUAUAAAACCUAUAUUAGAGACUUUGACGUGGGGGGAAGAUUAUCUAAAGGAGGAGGCUUUAGGACUCUUGGAGAAAGUUUUUGUGUCAAAAGAAAUGGUGGAACAUUAUGGAUCAACAGCAAGGUUACUUCUUGUUGGUAUGACCGGCAGGAAUGUCCACGAGGAAGGCCGCCAAGGAAGGAAAGCUGCCAAAAUCUUGGCCCUCCUUGAACGCUAUUCUAGAUCGUCCACAUGUCUUGUUCCAGGUCUAUUUGGGUGAAAAUUUUAGUUAUUGGGAUCAAUAUAGUGUUUGCUUCAAUUUUAAUACAGCUUUUGGCUUUUCCAAAGAACUGGAUAUUCAGUAAAUCCUCAAAAUCAUUCUCGUUCAUAUAGUUUUGUUGUCUCAAUUUUCUUUCUUUCUUUCUUUCUUUAUACCCCUCCAUUGACAGUUUUGUUGUCUUCUUUCAAUUUGUGCCUUCAUACAAACAAAUAUACAAUAAUGGACCCCCUGCUUCUAAGUUGUCUUCGAACUUUAA
Molecule: messenger RNA, 3760 nt
Organism: Quercus robur (English oak)
Lineage: Eukaryota; Viridiplantae; Streptophyta; Magnoliopsida; Fagales; Fagaceae
Product: U-box domain-containing protein 44-like
Exons: 4
Coding region: 457-3504 (1015 amino acids)
Biological process (GO): cell surface receptor signaling pathway; protein ubiquitination
Molecular function (GO): protein binding; ubiquitin-protein transferase activity
Source: RefSeq, a predicted model, not a curated record